UAGAAAUCCAAGUUGGAACCACUAACCCAAAAGAAAAGGUUCAAAUAGCAAUUGGAGGAACUGUCAAAUAUAAAAUUUCAGCACAAAGUGGACAAACUCAUUUGGCAUCAUUAGACCACGCUGUAUGCAAUAACUGGCAGAUAAAAUGGGAAUGGAAUUCAUUGAAUGAGUCAUUCAAACUCUCCUCACUGCCUUUAAAAGAUAUUUAUAUCUCUCCUUCGAUGUUAAAUUCAAGAAACUUUGCAUUCCAAUUGUAAGAGAACCUACAAGUUCUUCAUCUCUUCUUGGUCCUGAUGAGAUCAUAACAAAAUUUAUAGUUGUUUUUAGCUUCAGAAUCACUUUUCCUACAAAGUUCCAGAGCCAAAGCUUAGCCUGCUCUUCCUUCUUCAAUGGAUUUCAAACUGCACUUAGUGGUUGAACAUAUGGAGGAUUUACCUGUGGAUAGCCAUGACUGCAACGUGAUUGCAAAGGUGGAAUGGAGAGGGAACGAAAGGAAAGCUGGAUUUUUGGCAAGAGGGUUUGAAAGGAAAUAUACAAGUCAGCAGAAAGUACAGGAAAAGGGCAUUGUGAUCUGGAAUGAAGGAUUUGAUCAUACUUGCAAGUUUAAGAGAGAAAGAUCUGGGAUUUAUAGGAGUUGGUUUAUUGCCAUUCAAAUUGAGGAAGUUCAGGAAAGAGGAAAGAGGAAAAAUAUAGGCAAAGCAAAGGUGGAUGUUGUUGAAUUUAUCUCAAACGUUGAGAAUGAUAAAAUCAUCAUGAUUCCAAUCGACUGCAGCAUCGGUGGCCAUAUUUCCGAGGCCAUGCUAAUGGUCAAACUGCAGCUUAUCAAAGUAGAAUCAAAAGAUAGAAGGCGAGUAACCCCAACACCUGCUCUCAGUCUAUGCUUCGUUUCGCGCAGAUUUCAACUGAACUCAAGCAGAAAAACGAAAAGCAUCCUGGACUCAUCGACCAAAACCAUGAAGCAAAAAAAAACAUCUUUUGCUAGGCUACUUAGUUUGAGCACCAAAAAGCUAGACCAGGAAGGAAUAAUCAAGCCCAAAGGUCCACCUCUUCUAGCCAAUGGAUGUGCAGAAGAUGGAGACGACAUUGAUAAUGAAUGGCACCACCAAUCAUGUAUUCAGUUUUUAACAGCGUUCAAGAAAGUGAAGGUGAGACCAGAAGAAAAUUUAAGACCUAAAUUUGAAGUUGGUAAAUGGGAGAGGACAAAAUUAGUAAGCAGAGACGAAAAAUUCGAGCUUGCCACUGAAGUGUUUCUUGCAUCCAUCGAUCAGCGCAGUAAAAGAGCUGCAGGUGGGAGUGCCUGCACUGUUCUUGCAGCAGUCAUUGCAGACUGGUUGCACAACAAUCCAAAGUCUCUACCAUUGCAGCGCCAAUUUGAUGAACUGGUACUCAAAGGAUCACUGGAAUGGAGAAAUCUAUGUUCAGAAGAGAAUCACAAGGUGAAGUUCUCAGACAAGCAUUUUGAUCUCGACACAGUUUUAGAAGCAAAAGUCAGGUCUUUGACAGUAGCCACAGAGAAGUCUUAUGUAGGUUUCUUUACCAUGGACGAAAUGCCUGAAGGUUUUGACUGGUUGCAAGGAGAUAUGUCUUUCGACAACAUAUGGAAUAACAUCCUAUGCACUGAUGUAUCAGAGGAAAGAAUAUAUAUUGUAAGUUGGAAUGACCAUUUCUUCGUUCUGAAGGUAGAAAGUGACGCCAUUUAUCUGCUCGACACGUUAGGAGAGCGGCUAUCGGAGGGAUGCAACCACGCAUACAUUUUGAAGUUUGAUGCAGAAACUUCAAUUUACAGGCAUAAUAAAGAUGAUAAGGAAAGGAGUUCAAAGGAUUUAGUAAGUGAAGGAAUUGCAAGUUGUAAAGAAUAUAUUAAAGGAUUCCUCUCAGCAAUUCCAAUAAGAGAACUUCAGCAGGAUAUUAAGAGUGAACGGGCAAAAGAAGAGCUUCUGCACCGCCUGCUGCAAAUAGACUUCCACUACACUGCUCCAGCUUGCACUGGGAAGACUGACUGAAACUGAACAAGCUAGAGGAUCAAAAACAUAUAAAAAUUUGUUUUGGUAUUCCUCUUCAACAUCGAUCAUUCAUACUAACCAUAUCUCAAAAGUUUUGUGGCUUGGUUUGUUAAUUCUUUUUAAUUUGUUCCUCAUUACUUGAGUACUUCAUCAGCUGGUGCAAUCCUAUUUUAGCCUAAUCAUUAUACUAAAGGAUAGAGAUGAGAUGUUUGUUCUUGACACCAAAAGUAUACUAAUAGCCUGAAGGUUCCUCUGGCUCCGUAUUAAUACUGAAA
Molecule: messenger RNA, 2278 nt
Organism: Dendrobium catenatum
Lineage: Eukaryota; Viridiplantae; Streptophyta; Magnoliopsida; Asparagales; Orchidaceae
Exons: 3
Coding region: 390-2003 (537 amino acids)
Source: RefSeq, a predicted model, not a curated record